Brettanomyces nanus is the source of this 1275-nucleotide messenger RNA. RefSeq lists its product as uncharacterized. The record is from RefSeq and is a predicted model, not a curated record. NCBI's taxonomy places the organism in Eukaryota, Fungi, Ascomycota, Pichiomycetes, Pichiales, Pichiaceae. The transcript has a single exon. Bases 1 to 1275 code for a protein of 424 amino acids.
AUGACACUAGAAUCUUUUGUGACUCAAUUACAUUCUCCCAGUCAAAUAUCUGGUCUGCUAAAACCUAUCAAAUCUGUCAUUGAGAGUCUUCUUGAUCAGGUAGAUGUCGAUGACUUCUUACUACAGAUCAAUGGAUUGAGAAGCUUUGUGGAAAAGCAUAUAGUGAAUAAUAACUUUAAUCAUUUGCAGCUGUCUGUUGUCUGGCUUUGCUUUUUUGAGUGCUACUUGAGGCGAUUUGGACCUGGAUCUGAAGAGUUGGCCAAUGCGAGAUCGGUAACUGAGUACAUAUUCUCUUUAGGAGUGUCUUACUUUAAUAAGGUCGAUCUAGGUGUCAUAUAUUCCGAUCACCUUCUUACAAAGAUGUUUAAUCACUUUGUUACCCAAUUCGUUCUAUUAAAUAAUCCCUUAGGAAUUAGUUAUCUUUUUGAUUCUGUCUGCCAUUACAUUUCAAUGGAUCCUUCUACUCUCAACUACCUUCAGAUCUUCACUGUUCGUCAGUUGUUCAUUCAGAAUCGAAUCCAUCAGAUUGUUCAAUUAUACUCUGGCUCCGGAAUUUGUGAUUUCACCCGAAUUGAUUCUGCAUCUCUUAGUAAAGAUCAUAUUCUUCUAUUUUACUUUGAUGUGGCCAGAUCUCUUUUCAUAGAUGCCAAAUACACUGAAAGUUAUAAGACUUUUGUUGUAAUUUUCCAUCUUCCUGUCAAUUUGGUCGAUAGGCUGUUGAUAGACGAGCUUCUUUCUGUCUAUGUGGUCAACUUGCUGCUGCUAGAAAAGGAUUAUCGGUCUUUGAAUGAUAUUCUUAUUAGAUUCAGCUCUCUAAUACCGUCAAACAUUUUGAAUAUCUUUCACUGUUAUCAAGCAGCUCAGUUUAAUCAGUUUGUUAGAUUGGUCUACCUUGAAUAUGUCCAAAGACUUGAAGCUCAUGGUCAGAAGGAGUAUAUUUUCACCAAACCAGUGAUUACGCUGCUGAUCACACAUUUGGCAAAGAUUAAGUUUGGUUCUUCUUGUGGAAAAUUGGUCAACGUUCCCAUGUUAGACCUGAAUCAUAUCGAUCCAACUGCUAGGACUUUGGACAUUUUGGACUCAUUGGAUAUUCGCAUCGACAGAGCCGAUGUGAGGCAGCGCCUACAAUCGUCUGGUGACUACGAAGUCUCUUCCAAACAUCUUCUAACAACGGUGGUUGAACUAGCACAAUGCAACUCCAGUCUAGGCCGAAGUCUUCAGGAUGAAAAAGGACUGCGAAAUUUGCAAAAGCAGACUAAUACAUACAGCCAGUAA